AUGCACCCUCACAGCCCCAAUGCACCCUCACAGCCCCAAUGCACCCAGCACAGCCCCAAUGCACCCAGCACAGCCCCAAUGCACCCUCACAGCCCCAAUGCACCCUCACAGCCCCAAUGCACCCUCACAGCCCCAAUGCACCCUCACAGCCCCAAUGCACCCUCACAGCCCCAAUGCACCCUCACAGCCCCAAUGCACCCUCACAGCCCCAAUGCACCCUCACAGCCCCAAUGCACCCAGCACAGCCCCAAUGCACCCUCACAGCCCCAAUGCACCCUCACAGCCCCAAUGCACCCAGCACAGCCCCAAUGCACCCUCACAGCCCCAAUGCACCCAGCGCAGCCCCAAUGCACCCAGCACAGCCCCAAUGCACCCUCACAGCCCCAAUGCACCCAGCACAGCCCCAAUGCACCCUCACAGCCCCAAUGCACCCAGCGCAGCCCCAAUGCACCCAGCACAGCCCCAAUGCACCCUCACAGCCCCAAUGCACCCAGCGCAGCCCCAAUGCACCCAGCACAGCCCCAAUGCACCCUCACAGCCCCAAUGCACCCAGCGCAGCCCCAAUGCACCCAGCACAGCCCCAAUGCACCCUCACAGCCCCAAUGCACCCAGAACAGCCCCAAUGCACCCAGCACAGCCCUAAUGCACCCUCACAGCCCCAAUGCACCCUCACAGCCCCAAUGCACCCUCACAGCCCCAAUGCACCCAGUACAGCCCCAAUGCACCCUCACAGCCCCAAUGCACCCAGCACAGCCCCAAUGCACCCUCACAGCCCCAAUGCACCCUCACAGCCCCAAUGCACCCUCACAGCCCCAAUGCACCCUCACAGCCCCAAUGCACCCAGCACAGCCCCAAUGCACCCUCACAGCCCCAAUGCACCCUCACAGCCCCAAUGCACCCAGCACAGCCCCAAUGCACCCUCACAGCCCCAAUGCACCCAGCGCAGCCCCAAUGCACCCAGCACAGCCCCAAUGCACCCUCACAACCCCAAUGCACCCUCACAGCCCCAAUGCACCCAGCGCAGCCCCAAUGCACCCAGCACAGCCCCAAUGCACCCUCACAGCCCCAAUGCACCCAGAACAGCCCCAAUGCACCCAGCACAGCCCUAAUGCACCCUCACAGCCCCAAUGCACCCUCACAGCCCCAAUGCACCCCUCACAGCCCCAAUGCACCCAGUACAGCCCCAAUGCACCCUCACAGCCCCAAUGCACCCAGCACAGCCCCAAUGCACCCUCACAGCCCCAAUGCACCCUCACAGCCCCAAUGCACCCUCACAGCCCCAAUGCACCCUCACAGCCCCAAUGCACCCAGCACAGCCCCAAUGCACCCUCACAGCCCCAAUGCACCCUCACAGCCCCAAUGCACCCAGCACAGCCCCAAUGCACCCUCACAGCCCCAAUGCACCCAGCGCAGCCCCAAUGCACCCAGCACAGCCCCAAUGCACCCUCACAGCCCCAAUGCACCCAGCGCAGCCCCAAUGCACCCAGCACAGCCCCAAUGCACCCUCACAGCCCCAAUGCACCCAGCGCAGUCCCAAUGCACCCAGCACAGCCCCAAUGCACCCUCACAGCCCCAAUGCACCCAGAACAGCCCCAAUGCACCCAGCACAGCCCUAAUGCACCCUCACAGCCCCAAUGCACCCUCACAGCCCCAAUGCACCCUCACAGCCCCAAUGCACCCAGUACAGCCCCAAUGCACCCUCACAGCCAGUCCGACAGAGCUUGCAGAGCUAUAGUGCUGCUGUUGUGGUGGAGUCAACAGCUGCUCCCUCGCCGUGACAAGACCACAUCAUUAAAAACUGCUCCUCGCCACAUCCUAAAGAGAAGUGAAGACUGGAGCUUCUGA
Messenger RNA from Knipowitschia caucasica, 1845 nucleotides. Lineage: Eukaryota; Metazoa; Chordata; Actinopteri; Gobiiformes; Gobiidae. The record is from the annotation of a GenBank genome assembly.